Molecule: messenger RNA, 1476 nt
Organism: Microthlaspi erraticum
Lineage: Eukaryota; Viridiplantae; Streptophyta; Magnoliopsida; Brassicales; Brassicaceae
Source: the annotation of a GenBank genome assembly
AUGAAAUUGAACCAAUCGAUGAAUCGUCUCUUUACCAAAUCGCUCUGUACUUCGGCCGCCGGAGCCAAUCUGAAACCACCGCCGGCAGAUUCCGCCGCCAUUGCUAAGCUUAUCCUCUCUUCUCCCUCCACUACAACACAUCAAUCCCUAGACGAUCAAUUUCUACUCUCCACCGCAACCCCAUGGACACCGCAGCUCGUGAACUCCGUUCUCAAGCGCCUCUGGAACCACGGCCCAAAAGCCCUCCAAUUCUUCCACCUCCUCGACCGUCACCACCGCGAUUACAUCCACGCCGCGUCCUCCUUCGACCUCGCGAUCGACAUCGCCGCCCGUCUCCACCUCCACACCACAGUCCGAUCCCUCACCCACCGCAUGCGCUCUCUCCGCCUCGGUCCUUCUCCGAGAACCUUCGCGAUCGUCGCCGAGAGGUACGCAUCCGCCGGAAAACCCGAUAAAUCCGUGAAGCUCUUCCUCAAUAUGCAUGAGCAAGGUUGUUUCCAGGAUCUAUCCUCUUUCAAUACGAUUCUCGAUGUGCUUUGCAAAUCCAAACGCGUAGAGAAAGCUGACGAGCUGUUUAGGGCUCUCAGAGGUAGAUUCAGUGCCGAUACAGUGACCUACAACGUGAUUGUCAAUGGCUGGUGUUUGAUUAAACGGACGCCAAAGGCUUUAGAGGUGUUGAAAGAGAUGGUGGAGAGAGGGAUAAACCCUAAUUUGACAACUUACAACACAAUGCUCAAAGGCUUUUUCAGGUCAGGUCAGAUUAGGCAGGCUUGGGAGUUUUUCCUGGAGAUGAAGAAACGGAAAUGUCAAAUCGAUGUUGUCACAUACACGACGGUGGUUCACGGAUUCGGCGUCGCCGGGGAGAUAAACCGGGCGAGGAAUGUGUUUGAUGAGAUGAUCAGAGAAGGUGUGCUUCCUUCUGUUGCUACACACAAUGCUUUGAUUCAGGUUCUGUGCAAGAAAGAUAGCGUGGAGAAUGCGGUUUCGGUGUUUGAGGAGAUGGUGAGGAAAGGUUACGAGCCGAAUGUGACGACUUACAACGUGUUGAUUAGAGGGUUGUUUCACGCCGGAGAGUUUAGCCGCGGAGAGGAGCUGAUGGAGAGGAUGGAGAAGGAAGGAUGCGAGCCUAACUUCCAGACGUACAAUAUGAUGAUAAGGUAUUACUCAGAGUGUAGUGAGGUUGAGAAAGCUUUGGGUUUGUUUGAGAAGAUGGUGAGUGGUGGUUGCUGCUUGCCGAAUCUUGAUACUUAUAAUAUACUGAUCAGUGGGAUGUUUGUGAGGAAGAAGCCGGAGGAUUUGGUUGUGGCUGGUAAAUUAUUGCUUGAGAUGGUUGAGAGAGGGUUUGUGCCGAGGAAAUUCACUUUUAAUAGAGUUCUGAAUGGGCUUCUUUUGACAGGGAAUCAAGGCUUUGCGAAGGAGAUCUUGAGGUCGCAGAGUAAAUCUGGUAGCAGGCUUACCAAGAAGUUCAGGCUGUGA